This is a messenger RNA of Pseudophryne corroboree (corroboree frog), 2093 nucleotides long. RefSeq names its product cytochrome P450 2A13-like. The record is from RefSeq and is a predicted model, not a curated record. The coding region runs from base 291 to 1595 and encodes 434 amino acids. Gene Ontology annotation, cellular component: intracellular membrane-bounded organelle; cytoplasm. Gene Ontology annotation, molecular function: iron ion binding; oxidoreductase activity, acting on paired donors, with incorporation or reduction of molecular oxygen, reduced flavin or flavoprotein as one donor, and incorporation of one atom of oxygen; heme binding. NCBI's taxonomy places the organism in Eukaryota, Metazoa, Chordata, Amphibia, Anura, Myobatrachidae. Gene Ontology annotation, biological process: xenobiotic metabolic process; epoxygenase P450 pathway. The transcript has 12 exons.
CUGCUUCACUCUGCCACUUCCACACACAGCCAAAAUCUCUCAGGAGAUCCAUUCUGUGAGCUUUACUGAGGAAGUUACAUUGCGUUGUGAUUGUCAAAUGAGCUAUAUAUUUUUGGGAAGUAUUUUAUAUACGGGCCAAUACCUGAAUCAGAAACAGUCUUAAAUACAAGAUCUGGAUAUCUUAUUCAGGCAAUUUGUCAAAACCUGACUGCCAGUACCUCCAAAGGGAACAUCAAUCAAUAGUUCGAAUAAGGAGCUCCACAAAGGAAUCUCGAAUAACUAUCUUUAAGAUGAGAGAGAGAUAUGGAGACGUGUAUACACUAUACCUAGGACCGCGGCGGGUGAUUGUCCUUUGUGGAUAUGAUGCAGUUAAAGAAGCUCUGGUGGAUCAUGGAGAGAUUUUUGGGAUCAGAGGUCUACUGCCAUGUGUAGACUUGUAUUUUAAAGGUCAUGGAGUGAUAUUCAGCAAUGGAGAGUGCUGGAAACAGCUCCGUCGCUUCUCAAUUACGACCCUCCGGAAUUUUGGCAUGGGGAAAAGGGGCAUUGAAGAAAGGAUAAAAGAGGAGGCUCAUUGCCUUGUGGAAAAAUUGAAAGAGAUGAAUGGAACUCCCUUCAACCCAACUUACUACUUUAGUCAGGUGGCUGCCAACGUUAUCUGCUCCAUAAUAUUUGGGAACAGGUACAGCUAUGGAGAUCCUGAGUUCCGCAGGCUCAUGCACAUCAUCGAUGACAUAUUUCGGGCCAUGACCUCAUUCUGGGGCCAGCUGUAUGAUAUGUUUGACAUGCUGAUGAGGCAUAUACCAGGACCCCAUCACAAAAUAACUAAGUAUAUAUACCAACUGGAUGAGUUCGUCAAAGUGAGGAUGGAGAUUGAUCGAAAGACAUUGGAUCCAAGUAGUCCACGACACUUAAUCGAUAGUUUUCUUAUCAGAAUGGAAGAGGAAAAGCAAAAUCCAUCUACACAAUUCAACAUGAAGAAUUUUUAUACAAACACUACAGUUUUGUUUAUUGCUGGGACAGAAACAAUAAGUACAACGCUGAGACAUGCAUUUCUACUGCUACUGAAGUACCCCAACAUCAGAAUUAAAGUACAAAAGGAAAUUGACCAAGUGAUUGGCAGGCAGCGAGCCCCUGAGCAGGAAGAUCGUGAGUCUAUGCCAUACACAGUUGCCGUCAUCCAUGAGAUCCAACGUUAUGCCAAUGUGCUGCCCAUGAACCUUCCACAUGCAGUCUCUAGGGAUUUUAAAUUCCGUGGAUUUACCCUUCCUCAGGGUACAGAUGUAUUCCCUAUCCUGGCAUUUGUUCUCCAAGAUCCAAAAUACUUUCCUGAUCCAUUUACCUUUAACCCUGAUCGGUUCUUAGAUCAAAAUGGACGUUUUAAGAAGAAUGAUGCCUUCCUGGUAUUUUCUGCAGGAAAGCGAGUCUGCAUUGGCGAAGGAAUGGCCCGACUUGAAAUGUUCAUCUUCCUUACCAAACUUUUGCAGAAUUUUGAUAUAAAGUCCCCCAUAGAUCUCAAAGACUUGGACAUCACACCACAAAUGGUUGGCUUCUCUAAUGUUCCACGGCCUUACCAGAUCAGCUUCAUCCCACGCUGAAUAAAAAGCAUCAAGAAAAUGAGAUGUCAGACAUUUAUUAUAAACUAGUUUUACAGUAAUUGAUUGGGUGAAGCAAAUGACUGUAUCAGUACUUUGUACCAGUCAUAUGUUGCCUGACCCGUAUACUGUAAGAAACUUAAGUUACCCUUUAAUAAUUGUUUUUGUAAUUUUUGACAUUGAAGUUUGAACAGCCUUAAUCUAAUAUUAUCUUGUUUCCAAAACAAGAGUUGGGAAAUACAUUAUACUAGAACCUAUGCACACCCACUUAAUUAUUUACUCGAUAGUUCCCUAUACACAAUCACUUUUACAUGCCUGUACUGUAGCACUCAUAUACACAAUGCAUCAGAAAUAUAAUUUUAUGUUAGUUUUUUGUUUUUAUUUAAAGCUGUGUAAUACCCCAUGUUUCCAGUAGGGUGUGCCUUUCUUACUGUAUAUGUUUCUCCCUAUGAUAAAAUAUUAUUAUUGUAGCUUGUAAAAUAAAAAUUACCUUUUUCUGCA